Molecule: messenger RNA, 2162 nt
Organism: Hemibagrus wyckioides
Lineage: Eukaryota; Metazoa; Chordata; Actinopteri; Siluriformes; Bagridae
Gene: ccdc3b
Product: coiled-coil domain containing 3b
Exons: 3
Coding region: 302-1126 (274 amino acids)
Biological process (GO): negative regulation of gene expression
Cellular component (GO): extracellular region
Source: RefSeq, a predicted model, not a curated record
AACCUGGAUUGGAUUUGAGAUAGUCAAUCUGAUCUGGCAACCCAGAGUCCAAACGAGCCGUGCGUAAUGCCAGAUCACGGAACGGGAUGGAGAGAAGAAAAGCAGCAGUUUGAAUAAGCAUUCAGCCACAUGCACUGAUGUUGUAGGUUAAAAAGUUACACUGUAAUAGCUUUGCUGCAAUAACUUUCUUCUCCCACAAAGCGUUUCUGUGCAUAUGGAUGCUGCGCGUCGUGAUUAGAUCUGGUUUCAAGUAUUAGGGCUGCUUUAGGAGGCUCGCGCGCCCUGGACACGGUUCCUCGCCAUGCGUGCAACUGCGGCAUUCGUGGCUCUGCUCACGCUGUGCGUGAUCGCGGCGCGUGGAUGCCAGCUUCCCCAUGACUGGAGACCACAAACGGAAGCGUGCCGCGCGGAGCUCGCUGAGAUCAUAGUUUUCGCCAGGGUGCUCGCUGUUCAUGAGGACGCGCACGGAGGCGCGUAUAACUACCUGCCGUGGCAGCACGAAGCCGGACUCUUCUUCUCGGCUGAGAUCGAGCUGCAGUGCGACCAGGCGUGGGGCAGCAUGCUGGAGGUGCCCGCCGGCUCGCGCUUUAACGUCACCGGACUCGGCUACUUUCCAUGCUACUCAUACAGCGUGGUGGAGAAUAACAACUACUACUUCUUCUUGAGGAUGGAUGAAAACUACAACAUUAUUCCUCAUGGAGUAAACUUCCAGGACCCCAUCUUCCCUGACACGCCGGAAAACCACCGCAUGUUCGCCAGCCUCUUCCAGUUCUCCAACUGCACAGCUGGGACUCAGGUCCACACGUUCACCCCAGAGUGGGAGGCACAGGAGGACAGCCGGCUCCUGUGCUCCACGGUGCAGAAAGCUCUCUUUGAGGAAGAGGAGAAGGUUAAAACUCUUUCUCAGAAGGUUAAGGUCCUCGAGAAAGCCAACAACCACCUGAGGGACAAAGUGAAGAACCUGAAGCGUUUGCUGAGACUGGCCAAACGGGAGACCAAGGAUCAGACGGUGCUUCUCAAACAGCUACACGAGCCCGAACCAGAGCUUCCACAUCCACAGCAAGAUACCACCCAGGUUCAAAAACCUGUUAAUCGGAAGAUCCUGCCUAGGAAGCUCAAAAACUAGGGAAUUUAGUCUAAUUGCUUCCAAACUGGGAAAUUUUUGCUUAAGUACUGCCAGGUAGUCAAACCAGCUAUACAGCUAUUUGUCUGUGUGUCAAUAAAAUUUCCAUAUACUAGAAUGAAAAUUGUAAUAUGGAAUGUAACAGACUUUUUAUGUAUGCGUCAGCUCAGGAUUAACAGAGAAAGGACAUGAUACAGAGAAUAUGCGUAUGCAUCAGGUUAGUACUUCAUGAGAAGAAAUUUUAAGUAUGAAUGAACUAAUAUUUUCCACAUAUUUUGAUCCCUCUUCACAUAGCAGACACAUUAACUGGAGAAACUUCUAUAAUACAAUCACAGGAAAUAUACAGAUUAGAUCAUAGUCAGAGGUCAGCAUCUAGCCACAUAGUUUCGAGAAAUAGCUACUAUAUUAACCAGUGGAUUAUAGAGUGCCCAUUUAAUUCAUUCAGCUCAUGUUCAUCUAUAAAAUACAACAUAUUGUGAAAGCCUUCCCUUUCAUUCGAACCUCUGAAUCUUCUCGUACACCCCUGUAUUUCAAAUUUAGAAGCACUUUGCCAGUUGGCUGUCAUCAAACUGAUAUUAUACCUUCGAGUCCUGUAUAAAAGAAUGUCAGAAUUUCACAAUAUUUGACCAUUUAAGGUUAAAGCUAUUUUGGUAUAUUCUCAAAACAUGGUGCACUUGAUAUCGCUGGAAUGUUACACUACACUCUUUCCAAACAUCUCUCAGCGUUUCUUUCAUGAUUUUAAUCUGCAUAGUGCUUCUUUUUUUCAUUACUUUUCUCUCUCUUUUCUCUUUUGUUUUUAAUAACCAGGGUGCUGAGCACUCCAUAAAUAAAACCACUACUCAGUAUGGCUUAUUUUGAGGCCACAUUUUUCAGUAUUUAGUGAACUGAUACGAAUUUGCUAUGUUAAGCCAACAAUUUUAUUAUUGAAAAAGAAGAAUGAAAUGUAAACAAUAUUGGUUUUUUUUUCAUGUAUGUUUAACAUAUUCACAAGCUUUUAUGUACGCCAUGAAAAUGAAAUAAACUUGCUUUUUUUACUUAA